CCAAAAAUAACAUUGUAAAUUCCCGUUAAAUCCAUCCGACCUUAAACUGCUGGCGUUUGUAUCCAUGUGCGCGACUCCCAGGACUUGUAGCCUUUUGAAAGGUUUGUCAGCAUCUCUACACCUCCCACCCACCGCCUGAUAAGAACUUCUGACUCGUUUGCACCCUCGGUUUUCCCUUUUAAGAUUUGCCCUGGAGACCGUGACCCAGAGUCGGCUGACACGCUGGGGGAUCCCCUGCAUUCGCGGGAGAUCUGGGGGUUUCCAGUCCCUCAGUAGCAUCAGCGGACUGCCUCGGUGACAAGAACAGAGCAACAAGUGAAACGAGAAAGUGUAAGGGCAUCAUUUCGCGUUCAGCUGCUCCUUCUGUCGCGGAGAAAGAUGUGGAGAAAUCAGCGGAGGUAUUGGUUGCUGCAAAACGUCUCGGGAAUCGUCGGCUCUGUCGGUCUGAUAUACUCGGUUUGCUGUCCCGACUGGUACGGGGGGAAAGGGCUGUGGGACUCGGCGGAUGUCACAUGGCUCAGCCGAGCUGUGGAAACAGAGCGUGUGCUAGGAGCGAUAGCAUGUAUGAUGGCAGGCACAUCCAUCUGUCUCUGUCUGCUGUUCAUCUUUUGCUGGGAUCCAGACACUAACGCCAAGUGCAAGCUGAAUCCUGAACGGACACUGCAUCCUGGAAAGCUGCUGGUUGUACUACUGAUGCCAACUGCUAUUGUAUAUUUUAUCCCAUGGUGCUCAUUCACAUAUCGUCACAAGGAACUGAUCAAGGAUGAUUUCACAAGACUUGGCUCUGCAUAUUGGAUGGGAAUCUGUUCUUGUCUCACUUUGUUAGUUAUUCUGCCAAGUAUCUACUUAAAAGAACAGUGCUCGCUUCCAGAACUAGUGCCUAUAAUGAGCAGGAACUCUAUUUCAAGUGAAUCUGUAUGAAGUCUUAUCUCAUGGACCAAGGAGACAGAUUAUUUUCAGAACUAGUAUGGGAAUACAGGAAGACUAAAUCUGAAAGAACUUCUUUAGGAAUUGGAAAAGUGACAUUAUUUAAAAGGUAUUUCAAUUGUGCUGAAUACAUCUGCUGAACUAUACAAAAAGUAAUUGUAGGUGAAAAUGUUUAUGUGUAAGUGUACUCAGGUAGCAAAUACUAAUGUUAUCUGAACUACAGUAGUCAAGUUGCAAAAUCAUAAAACAGUUCAUAAGAAGUCUCUAAUUCGGGCGGCUGGUGGUGCAAAGACAUCGGCGUCGGACCUGGGAGCAGAGGUUCCCGGGUUUGAAACCAGACGGGUCCGCUCCUGGGUACACUUUCCAUCCGUGCCGGGUUGAGUGUCGAGGUCGCAACUCGACCUUGCAAAAUAAAGGGAAAAUACUGCGAAAAUGUCUGUGUGAGGAAUGGCUUGUCACACGGUCUCUCUCUCUCUCUCUCGUUCCGCACCUUGUAAAAAAAAAGCCAUGAAAAAGACAUCAUCAUGGACGUGCACAGACUCGCACGCAGGCACACACACACACACACACACGCGCGCGCAGACGCAGACUUGCACGCACGCACGCAGGCACAUGCCAAAAAAAGGUCUCUAAUUCUUCAUCCAUCUUAAAAUAUUCAUCCACUUUAAUCCCUCCUUAUGUUUUUAUACUAUUGUCCUUCUUGCUAAGUUAUCUCAAAUGUUUCCUAACUUACAAUUAAAUAUCUUUUUAUUUCACCCCAUUUAUGCUUUAAUUUUACUCUCUUGUUUUUUUUGACUGACAUACAAAUUUUUAGAUAUUUUAUUUAUUUUGAUGAAGU
Messenger RNA from Mobula hypostoma (lesser devil ray), 1765 nucleotides. RefSeq lists its product as uncharacterized. The transcript has 3 exons. The coding region runs from base 379 to 921 and encodes 180 amino acids. The record is from RefSeq and is a predicted model, not a curated record. NCBI's taxonomy places the organism in Eukaryota, Metazoa, Chordata, Chondrichthyes, Myliobatiformes, Myliobatidae.